AUGCCCAACGGAAUGCUGAACCCCAAUUCCUACUUCCCACCUGUGGGUGCCUGGUCGAGCCGGUUACCGUCUCCUGCAGUCCCAGCUCCAGCGCCUCUACUUCCCACGCCGAUUCCGACCGCUAUUCCGUCGACUCUAGGAGGGACAUUGAAUGAGCUGCCGCCGCACGUCGAUCUCGAGGAGAUGCCGAAACCACCACCUGCGACGUGUUCUUGUCCGGUCACCGAUACUUGCAUUGCUGAAUCGCUGGCGCUGCUGUUGGGGUCUUUCAAACUGCUGUGUCGAGUUGUGCUGGAGCUUCGGGAACUCGAAGAAUGGCGGGAUGUGGUGCCGAUGAGCACGUACAAGGCGAUAGAGACGGCGUUGGCGAGAUUCGAAACCUGUAUGAGGAAGCUGUUCGCGCCGUUACUGGAGAGUAAAGAGACCGACAUGGAAGAUUGGUUACUCCAGCAAUGGUUGCGACCGGUUCAACGUCAAACGUAUGAGGAGGAUGUGUGUUCUCGCGUGCGAAGGAGGGUUGACGAGGCGUCGAUCAAUGCUAUCGAUACAUUUCCGCCUAUGCAGCACAUCUUGCAUAUGCUGUUGGUGCGGUAUGAGUUUGGAAGCCCGAGUUUUCGGGCUGUACUUGAGAUGUUCCAGGGUGGAAACGUCGAAUCCGGCACCAAACUCCUGCUCGAAGCUCAUCGGCAUCUUGUGCAGUUCGCUGUCAAGUCGGAUAAUGCUUAUAAAGAGUCCCUUCUCGAUGAUCUCGGGUCCUGGGUAGAUAGCCUGGCACGACGGAUAGAGGACUUCGAUACAUUGACAGCAAUGAAAGACAUGAAUCUUUGA
Zasmidium cellare ATCC 36951 is the source of this 828-nucleotide messenger RNA. RefSeq lists its product as uncharacterized. The record is from RefSeq and is a predicted model, not a curated record. The transcript is spliced from 2 exons. Lineage: Eukaryota; Fungi; Ascomycota; Dothideomycetes; Mycosphaerellales; Mycosphaerellaceae. Bases 1 to 828 code for a protein of 275 amino acids.